Sorex araneus (European shrew) is the source of this 3889-nucleotide messenger RNA. RefSeq names its product formin like 1 (gene FMNL1). The coding region runs from base 137 to 3454 and encodes 1105 amino acids. Gene Ontology annotation, biological process: cortical actin cytoskeleton organization; regulation of cell shape; cell migration. The transcript is spliced from 28 exons. The record is from RefSeq and is a predicted model, not a curated record. Gene Ontology annotation, cellular component: cytosol. Gene Ontology annotation, molecular function: small GTPase binding; actin filament binding. Lineage: Eukaryota; Metazoa; Chordata; Mammalia; Eulipotyphla; Soricidae.
CGCGCCGCCCGGGGCCGCCCCGAUGGGUCGCUGAGCCGAGCGCCCGCCCCGCCGCCGCGCCCCGCCGCGCCCCCGGGCCCCCGGCAAGCUGGAUCUCCGCGGCUGGAGGCGCCUGACCGGCUGGGUGGGGACCACCAUGGGCAACGCGGCCGGCGGCGCCGAGCCGCCCGCGGCCCCCGCCGCGCCGCCCCCCAGGUCGCCCGCGCCGCCCAAGCAGCCGAUGCCCGCGGCCGGCGAGCUGGAGGAGCGCUUCCACCGGGUGCUGAGCUGCAUGAACCUACCCCCAGACAAGGUGCAGCUGCUGAGCCAGUAUGACAACGAGAAGAAGUGGGAGCUCAUCUGCGACCAGGAGCGCUUCCAGGUCAAGAACCCCCCUACUGCCUAUAUUCAGAAGCUGAAGAGUUACCUGGAGACUGGGGGUGUCAGCCGAAAGGUGGCCACUGACUGGAUGUCCAACCUGGGGUUCAAGAGGCGAGUCCAGGAGUCCACUCAGGUGCUUCGGGAGCUGGAGAUCUCCCUGAGGACAAACCACAUCGGGUGGGUGCAGGAGUUCCUCAACGAGGAGAACCGGGGCCUGGAAGUGCUCCUGGACUACCUGGCCUUCGCCCAGUGCUCCGUCACGUAUGACAUGGAGAGCACCGACAACGGGGCGCCCGGCUCGGAGAAGAGCAAGCCACUGGAGCAGUCGGUGGAGGACCUCACCAAGGGGCCGUCCCCCACCCCGACCCCUCAGCCCAAGACUCGCCACCUGACCAUCAAGUGCCCCCCAUCGCCCCGGAUGACCCCAGCCCACAGCAGGAAGACCCUGCGGAACUCGCGCAUCGUCAGCCAGAAGGACGAUGUGCACGUGUGCAUCAUGUGCCUGAGAGCCAUCAUGAACUACCAGUCUGGCUUCAGCCUCGUCAUGAACCACCCCUAUUGCGUCAACGAGAUCGCCCUGAGCCUGAAUAACAAGAACCCCAGAACCAAGGCACUGGUGCUGGAGCUGCUGGCAGCUGUGUGCCUGGUGCGGGGGGGACAUGACAUCAUCCUGGCGGCCUUCGACAACUUCAAGGAGGUGUGUGGCGAGCAACAUCGCUUUGAAAAGCUGAUGGAGUAUUUCCGGAACGAGGACAGCAACAUCGACUUCAUGGUGGCCUGCAUGCAGUUCAUCAACAUCGUGGUGCACUCGGUGGAGAACAUGAACUUCAGGGUCUUCCUGCAGUAUGAGUUCACGCACCUGGGCCUGGACCUCUACCUGGAGAAGCUGAAGCUGACGGAGAGCGACAAGCUGCAGGUGCAGAUCCAGGCGUACCUGGACAAUGUCUUUGACGUGGGGACACUGCUGGAAGACACGGAGACCAAGAACGCGGUGCUGGAGCACAUGGAGGAGCUGCAGGAGCAAGUGAGCCAGCUGACAGAGCGGCUUCGGGACGCGGAGAACGAAUCCAUGGCUAAGAUCGCGGAGCUGGAGAAGCAGCUGAGCCAUGCCCGCAAGGAGCUGGAGACGCUGCGGGAGCGGUACACCGCGUCCGCGUCUCUGGGCGCCUCCAGGCGUGCCCCGGAGCCCGAGAAAGUGUCGGUCCCCGCCCUGGCGCGGCCCUCGGCCCUGGAGCUCAAGGUGGAGGAGCUGGAGGAGAAGGGGUUAAUCCGAAUCCUGCGGGGGCCGGGGGAUGCGGUCUCUAUCGAGAUCCUCCCGGUAGCUCUGGCAACUCCCAGCCCCAGCGACGCCCCGACUCCCGGGGCGCCCACCGGCUCCCCCAGCCCAGAUCUUCUGCCUGAGGCACAGCCAGUUCCCGGAGCUGCACCCCCGCCGCCCCCGCCCCCGCCCCCACUGUCUGGUCUCUCCUCACCACUGCAAGACGCCCCCUCCUUGGCACCCCCACCGGCUCCGCCUCUCCCAGGCAGCCUCGAGCCCCCACCACCUCCGCCUCUGCCGGGAGAUGUGCCACCGCCACCCCCUCCGCCUCUGGGAACAGAUGGGCCAGUGCCUCCCCCACCCCCACCGCCUCCAGGAGGACCCUGCACCAAUGACCUCAGUGCAGACGUGGGUUCAGGCAUGAAGGCUAAGAAGCCCAUCCAGACCAAGUUCAGGAUGCCCCUCUUAAACUGGGUGGCCCUGAAACCCAACCAGAUCUCGGGCACCGUCUUCACCGAGCUCAACGAUGAGAAGGUGCUUCAGGAGCUAGACAUGAGUGACUUCGAGGAACAGUUCAAGACGAAGUCCCAAGGGCCCAGCCUGGAUAUCAGUGCUCUCAAGGGCAAGGCAGCCCAGAAGGCCCCCAGCAAGGCCACGCUCAUCGAGGCCAACCGGGCCAAGAACCUGGCCAUCACUCUGCGCAAGGGCAACCUGGGGGCUGACCGCAUCUGCCAGGCCAUCGAGAUGUAUGACCUACAGGUCCUGGGCCUGGACUUCCUGGAGCUGCUCACCCGCUUCCUGCCCACAGAAUACGAGCGCAGCCUCAUCGCCCGCUUCGAACAGGAGCAGAGGCCGAUGAAGGAGCUGUCGGAGGAGGACCAGUUCAUGCUGCGCUUCAGCCGCAUCCCUCGCCUGUCUGAGCGCAUGGCCACACUCACCUUCCUGGGCAGCUUCCCGGAGACAGUCCAGCUGCUCAUGCCGCAACUGAACGCCAUUAUUGCAGCCUCAAUGUCCAUCAAGUCCUCUGACAAACUCCGCCAGAUCCUCGAGAUCGUCCUGGCCUUUGGCAACUACAUGAACAGUAGCAAGCGUGGGGCAGCCUAUGGCUUCCGGCUCCAGAGUUUGGAUGCGCUGCUGGAGAUGAAGUCCACUGACCGGAAGCAGACGCUGCUGCACUACCUGGUGAAGGUCAUUGCGGAGAAGUACCCACAGCUCACUGGCUUCCAUGGGGAACUGCACUUCCUGGACAAGGCGGGCUCAGUGUCCCUGGACAGUGUCCUUGGGGAUGUACGCGCUCUGCAGCGAGGCCUGGAAUUGACCCAGCGCGAGUUCGUGCGGCAGGAUGACUGCGUGGUGCUCAAGGAGUUCCUGAGGGUCAACUCGCCCACCAUGGAUAAGAUGCUGGCAGACAGCAAGACGGCUCAGGAGGCCUAUGAGUCCGUGGUGGAGUACUUCGGAGAGAACCCCAAGACCACGUCCCCCUCCAUGUUCUUUACCCUCUUCAGCCGCUUCGUCAAGGCCUACAAGAAAGCUGAGCAGGAAGUGGAGCAGUGGAAGAAAGAAGCCGCUGCCCAGGAGGCAGGCGCUGACAGCCAGGGCAGAGGGGAGCCCCCAGCCCCCAAGUCCCCACCCAAGGUCCGGCGGCAACAGAUGGACCUCAUCUCUGAGUUGAAACGGAAGCAGCAGAAGGAGCCCCUCAUCUAUGAGAGUGACCGGGACGGAGCCAUCGAGGACAUCAUCACAGUGCUCAAGACAGUGCCCUUCACUGCCCGCACCGGCAAGCGGACGUCCAGGCUCCUCUGUGAGGCCAGCCUGGGAGAGGAGCUGCCACUCUAGAUCUUCGGAACCAGCCCUACAUUCGAUCAGAUACAGGCCGCAGAAGUGCUCGCCGGCGCCCCCCAGGACCCCCACUACAGGUCACUUCCGACCUCUCCCUGUAGCUGUUAUGGACGCAGAUGGACUUCGGGGUGUGGGGGAGCAGGAGAAGAAGCCUGGACAGAGCUGCUGUCUCUCUGCCGUUCCCCCCUCCCUCCUGCCUUGGGGCACACCCUCGUCUUGCCACAUGGGGGCAGCAUCGCCAGCCCCUCCCUCUAAGUGCAGCACCCUAGUCCCGCCAAUAGCCAUACUUAGCCACAGUGGGAGCCUAGCCUGUAAUUUAUAAAGUGCAACCUCGCAUCCCCAAGCUCCCCACCCCAGUCCCAGCUCCGGGGACCCUCCAUGGACCUUAUUUUUAUACAAGAUUAAUAAAGAUGAACAAAGAUGUUUGCAAAA